Molecule: messenger RNA, 1005 nt
Organism: Tetrahymena thermophila SB210
Lineage: Eukaryota; Ciliophora; Oligohymenophorea; Hymenostomatida; Tetrahymenidae
Product: CRAL/TRIO domain protein
Exons: 5
Source: RefSeq, a predicted model, not a curated record
AUGGAAAAUUAAGCUUAAUCUCAGAAUUUAGUAAAUCCUGAUCUUUCUUAUUUAGGAUAACCUCCUGAAGCUUAUUUAUACUUUCCUCCUAAGGAAUGUUAGUAUGUUUAAAAAUCUAAAUCUAAGAUUUUAAGGUGGUAUUUCGAUGGGCAUAUUAAGAUGAUAGAUGAAGAAGAAUAAAAGGUGAAAGAGUUUGAUUAAUACUUAGUAGAAAAAAAACAGGAUUGUUGCAAAAAUGACCUUUUAUGGACACCUUCUAUGAAAUUGAGAUUUUUAGAAGCAAAUAAUUUUAAAUUUGAUAAAACAGUUUCUUCAAUUCAAGACUAAAAUUAAUGGAUCUCUACUUCAUUACCUCCUAAAAUGACAGAUUUAACUCUUUAAUUUUUGCAAUCAGGUAUCUGUUAUCUAUCAGGUAUCGACCAUAGAUUUAGACCUAUAGUUGUAUUAAAUAUUUACAAGAUCGAUAUGAAGUUAUACACUUUAGAAUAGAUCAUAGAUGGUGUAACUUACUUUAUAGAAAUUAUAGUGAAUCAAUUCUUUUUGCCUGGCUAAGUUGAGAAUUGGGUCAUCAUUUAAGAUCUUAACAAUAUGGGCUUCACCAGUUUACCAAUAAGUACUCAUAAAAAAAUUAUUGUCUAUCUUAUGGAUCAUUACAAAAGUAGACUAUUCAGAUUAUAUGCUGUUAACUGUCCAACUUCUGUAACUUUUUCUUGGGGUGUAGUAAAAGCCUUACUGGAUGAAACAACUAUUGAGAAAAUAUAAUUUGAAAAAACAUCUGAAGCUAAGGGCUUAUGGACUCAUACUAACAAGAACCAGGUGGAAACCAAAUUUGGUGGUGCUUACCCAAAUAUUGAAAAUUCAUGGCCACCAAUAAAAAUUAAUCCAAAUUUUAUGCUCGAAUCAGAUAAACCUGAAGAAUUUUUAAUUUCAAAAGAUAAAUAUAAAGAAUUAUAUCACACAGGAUAGUUGAAAAACAACAAAAUUUGCUAAAAAUUAUUGUAAUGA